Macrosteles quadrilineatus (aster leafhopper) is the source of this 4304-nucleotide messenger RNA. Its product is annotated as centrosomal protein of 290 kDa-like. The transcript has 27 exons. The record is from RefSeq and is a predicted model, not a curated record. Bases 19 to 4080 code for a protein of 1353 amino acids. NCBI's taxonomy places the organism in Eukaryota, Metazoa, Arthropoda, Insecta, Hemiptera, Cicadellidae.
CAGGGCGAGCUACAGAAGAUGAUCACAGCGGCCCAGUCAGUGGAGAAGGAGAGUGGGCGACGAGACGAUCCUGGUACAGCAGUGUCUCUGAAGGCUAUGGAGUUCAUAGACGCUAUCAAGGCUAAGAAACAAAAACCACAAUUGAAACCAGAGAAGGAAGGCUCGGAUUCUAAACUCAAAGAAGAGGUGGAAAGAUUGAAUGCAAAACUAAAAGAAACCAAAGACAUUAUGGCUGAAGAGAAAGAGCUGUAUGAGAGUGACAAAGAUAGCUGGCUGAACGUCAGGAAAGGUUUACAAGAUGAAGUCAACUCUCUGACUGACAAGGUUGCGUCACUCUCAGCCCAAGUCAAGGAAUACUCUACAAGCUGGCAAGCACUCCAGGACGGCCCUGAUGCUAUAAAAACCUCUUUGGCAAACGCCACUAUCAGGUUAGGUGAUCUCUCAUCCGAAAAUGAAAAACUUAAAAGGAAGAGCUCGGUAUUACAAGAGUUACAGACACAAAUGAAAAAUGAAAAAGAUUGUCUGCAGGAAGAACUGGUCUUGCUCAAGAAUUCCUCAAAGCAUAGUAUUGAAGAACUAAAGAGAGAAAGGGAUAAACUGGAUGCAGAGUUGAAAGUUCUACAGAGUUCUCAUUCACUCUGUUACCCUUUCGCUGAACUGGAGGAAGCCAAGAAACAAAUAAAUGAGCUGACAGUUAAAUACAGAGAUCUCAUCACUAGCAAAACCUCACUGGAUGAUGCAAACAACAAAUUGAUCAAUCUGUUGAAGGCACAAGUUGAACUGCUACAGCAAGAUGGAGAGCAAAAGGAUAAGAUUCCUGAAAAAGAAUUCAAAUUGAUAAAGCAAAAUGAUGGUAAACAAGAAAACAAAAGCCAUGCUGAGAAAAUGUACAGUCUUGUUAAAGAUCAGCUGAAGGAGUCUGAAGAACACUGUAAAGAGUUGGAGGGUCAGUUGGCUGGACUGGUGCAGCAAAACUUGGCUCUACAGCUGGUAGAGGCAGAGUUGAGAGAUCAGCUGGUCAACAGUGUGCCACACAGCAGACUUGUAGAGCUGAGAGAACAGCUGACUCAGUCAGAAAAACUGGUGUUGGAGUUAAAGGCAGAACAAAGCAAACUAGAAGAGAGAGUUUCAUCAGCUGAAGACAAGGCUAAAGCUUUAGAAGAGCUGAGACAUUGUCACGAUUACCAACACGACUCAUUGCAAAGACAAGUUCUUGAGCUGACGGCUUCUAGUGAAGACAAAGCUACUAUUGGUCGCUUAACAAGAGAAUUACUGAGAGCACAGGAAAGUGAACUGGCUGCCUCAAAGCAAAUUGUGGAAAUGAAAACCAGCUUAGAAAAACUACAGAACAUGUGCUCGGAACAAGAACGCAACAUGAAAAAUAUCUGCAACCAGCAUCUUAGAGAAAAAACCGAAAUGCAAUCAAAAUACAGGUGGCUGGCCAGGACUGUGAGUGACCUACACCAGCGCUAUUUAGGACAUCUGUCACUACUGUCAACGGAGAGUAUGCAGAGUAUGUUGGCACAAGCUAGGUAUGAGAAGACCAAUGCGCUGGCUGCGGCUACAGCUGUCAUGAGUGCUGACAAGGUGGUAGAGAUGGUGAACAACCAGUAUAACGAAGCUGACGGAGUCACUGCCUCUAAACUGCAGGAACUGAAACUCAAAGUCCAAGUUCAGUCUCUGGAAUCUCAGCUUGCACAAACCGAGGGACAACUUCAUAGGAUUGAAAAGUUGAGUGCUGUCCUUCAGGAGGAAUUGGUGUACCAGGAAAACUGUUGGGAGAACAAACAGGUCAUUUGGGAACAGAAAUUGCUGGAAAAUCUCUCUGUGACAUCUCCUACAGAGGAGAAAACCAAAAGUGCUGAGUCUUCAGAUGACGUUGUGGUUGGGAACAUAACAGCUGAUGUUACUGAGGUUUCAACUGGUCACCCUGAGGUGGGAGAAGUUGUGAAAGAAGCUGCUGGGAAACAAGAAAAAGAAACCGUGCCUUCACCAAAGGUUGCUGCCUUUCCUGAACCAAAAUUGGCCUCGGAGUGUGAGAGCAUCAGGAUUCUGAACAACCAAUUGAAUCAGGUUACAACGCUGAUGAAUGAACAAGCAAAAAAACUAAACCAGUGUGAAACAGAGAUAUCAGAAUUGAAAAGCAAAAUGGAGUCUUUGAAAAGACAGUUGGAUGAUAAAGAAAGUAAGUUGAAAAAUAAAGAAAAAGAACUUCUAGAUUUGCAGACUUCUUUGACUGAUAAAGAGAAGGAGAAGAUAGAGGAGGAGUCCACUGAGAUUCUUGCUCUGAAGGCCACAGUUGCUAGUCUUCAGAAUAUCGUGAACCAGAAGGAGGAGACGAUCGGACGUUACCAGACGCUGCUUCAGGAGAGUAGAGAUGAACACAGCAUCACAGUAGCAAACCUUCAGCAAGAACUGACAAGUCUUCAACAGACAUUGGACAAGAAGGACAAACCUGCUGACAAGGAGGGCAAAACCAAAGGCGAGAGUAUGGCAAUGAAGGUUAUCUUGGAGCGAUACCUAGCAAAAGUGCGAAGUCUGGAGGACGACUUGUCACAGACCAGAGACCAGGCUGCUCGGCUGGUGGCUGAUCUGGCCGGCGCUCAGCAACAGACAGACAGAUGGACUCACACUGCUGAGGAGAGACUCAAGACUAUACAGGAGAUGAAACAAAGGCUUGAUAGUGCAAGAAGCAAAGAAGAUCUAACUGAUACCAAUUCUGAACUAAUGGAAAAAUCUGCUGAAAUAGACAGUUUGAACAGAAUCAUCAGCAAUCUUAAGGCCAAACUCGAGUCCAGAGAAACAGUUUCAGCUUCUAGAGACAGACUGAGAGGAGAACUAGAUCGAGCUAAUAAACGAAUUGAUGUUAUACAAAACCAGAAUACCGAACUGAAAUCUGAAGUUCAGAGAUUGCGCAAACAGCUGACAUUGAGACAAAGCAGCACUCCAAAGUCAGAGGUUGUGAGCACUGCUCGCGAGGAGGUUUUACAAAAGAAAAUAAAACAGCUGGAAGAGCAACUCGCUGACUACCAAGUGAUUGUGCAGAAAGGGAAAGAGAUUCAUAAGUCUAAGUGCGACCAAGAGUUUGUAAAAUGGGAAGAAAAGAAGAAGUGGCAGACGAGCAACGACAAACUCAAAGCUCAGUUAAAGGAAAAAUCUUGCCAAGUUGAGGCUCUAAGAGCCAACAUUGACAGGCUGAAGGACACCAUCAUUCGCUUGGAGAAAGAAAAAGUUAUCUUGGAAGGAAAACUGAAAAAUACCAAAGUUCCCAACGUGUCCCGAGAUCUGGUAGAAGAGCUAGAGAGAGACAGAGCCAAGUUGCUGGAAGAGCUGAAGGCUGUGAGGAUGACCAAUCAGAUCAAGACUCAGAGUCCAACACUUAGUGAUGUCAUCGAAGCUCAGGAGAGGAAAAUAGCCACUCUCAAAGUAGCUCAGAAGGGUGAAGCAGUGUUAGCCGAAGAGAUGGAACGUUUGAUUGAGAGCAAGAGUCGUCUGCAACAGACAAACCUGAGACUGGAAGCUCAGAACUUGGAACUCAAGAUGCAACUGGAGAAAUCCCGCUUAUCUGAUCUGACUCCUCGAGAGGACAUGAAUUCAGAAACUGAGAGCGUCAGGAGCUCGCCUAAGGGCAAAGCAAAGGUUGGUAAGAACCGAGCAGAUCUGGAGAGGACUGUCAUAGUGUUGAAGAGAGUAGUUGAAAAGUUACAAGCAGAAAACAAGAAGCUUCACACAGCUCGACUUAGUGAUGUUCAUGACAAGGGGUACGUGGAAAAACUUCAGAUUGAACUACAAAGAUGUCAGGAGAACUAUCUGGAUGCUAUUGACAAAUGUUCUGCCUUGGAGGAGGAACUGAAACAAGCCAAAGAGAAACUGAAACUUUUUGACUGCAAUGAUUUAGCCGAGGAGCUUGCAGCCACUAAAGCACAGUUGGCACAGAAAUGUCAACUAUUGAGCAAAGUCAAGGUGCUUCUAGAGAAUGCUGUCAUUAGAGAGAAAGCAUUGAAAGAACAGGUGUACGACUUAGAAAAGUUGGUUCCCCCUGAACGUCUCAGGGGCACUUACCAUGAGAAAAAGUCAUAACAGGGGGUUCUUUCAAGAGAAUUGAUCUGUCUCAUGGAGGAAUCUCAUGGAAUUGGCCUCAAAUACUUCCCAAGAUAAGAAAUCUUACUUAUAUUCCGUCCUUUGUUGUUGUGUUUCUAGUCUUUUCUAGUUAGAUCUUUUAUACUUCCUAGUUCCUAGUUAUAUAAUUUUUAAUUCCACUAUCUUUUUGUACAAUUUUAUUUACUUAUUAAAUGUAUUUUAAA